AUGACCGAGUCGAACGACCACAACCGGGUACUACGCAAGUCCUUCGCUUGCGAUGAGUGUAAGCGACGCAAGAUCCGCUGUUCGGGUGGUGACCGAUGCGCCAAUUGCUCUCGGGACUCCAAGGACUGCCGGUACUCGUCCCCAUCGCAGAGACUGGUGUCGCUGCAGAGGCGACUGCGGGAGAGCGAGGCCAUUCGCUCGGAUAUGGUCAAGGCCUGGAGGCUGCAUCUCCCGGGAGUAGAUCUGGAAGCUGCUCUACGCAGUCUCCCCAAAGAGCCGGCAGAUUCCCAAGAGGCACUCCCAUGUGAAGCCGAAGAUGUGAUGCAAGUGAAUGAUGCAGUGGGCCAAAAGAAUGAGGCAACCGAUGAUGGGAUUGAAGAGCCAGCGGAAACCCCGAUGGAACCGACCAACGCUGAGGACUAUGAGUUUGAUGAAUCUCUAGAUGUAGAAGGUUCCAUCGACGGCAUGGCAUUUCUGACAGCGGGUCCACACAAAGCUGGCUACACUGGACCGCAAUCUGGCAUUGCUGCUCUCAAGUUCCUCCAAUCGCUUCCGCCGUAUCUACCCAUCCUAUAUGCAUCUCCUUUAUCUAAUCCCGACGACCAUGACAUCCCCGAAGCAUCAUCUCAAACAUCAGCAACCAUCAACCAUUACAUCGAUGAAUAUUUCUCGCUCUACCACCCAGCAUACCCCAUCCUUCACGAAGGAACAUUCAGAGCUCGAGUGUCUGGCGCACUUGCAAAACCCAGAGACGGCUCCUGGCCCUUGUUAUACAGUUCCGUUCUCGCCAUUGGUGCAUUUGUCAGCGGACCUAAUAGUAUGAGGAAUGAUUUGCCUUUCUUCAAAGAGGCUCGAAAACACCUGAGCAUGGACAUUCUUGAGAAGGGCUCGCUCAGCUACGUCCAGGCCUUAACUCUGUUGGCGAACUAUAUGCAGAAACGCAAUAAACCCAACGCAGGGUUCAUCCUUAUUGGCAUCGCCUUCAGCAUGGCAUUGGCCAUCGGCCUGCACAGGGAGUUCGACACGCCCACCACAUCGCCUUUCACCAUGGAGAUACGCCGGCGUGUCUGGUGGACUUUGUUUGUGUUUGUGUCUGGUGCACAGCUGGCCCUGGGACGUCCCGCAGCCUCUCUGGUUGGGGUGAAUGUCCAGCUUCCCGCGAAUCUCGAUGACUGGGACCUUGCCGUGGAUAUGGACGAAAUGCCACCGCCCAAGCCUGAGCCUACCGUUUCGUCCUGCCUCAUAAUGCAGGUCAAGCUAGCAAAGGUUGCAAACACCGUGCAUAGCGAGCUUCUGACUCAUCGUCGCCCGAGCUACGCGAAGGCGAUGAAGUUGGAGGAGAUCAUCCAGUCAUGGUGGAGUAAUCUUCCUCCUUAUUUUGACGAAGCGACUAUUUUAGAACCUAAACUGGAGUUCCCCAAGAGGGUGCUCCUCUGGAGAUCAUUUAAUUUACGAAUAGUGUUGAACCGGCCCUUCUUAUUCGAGAAUAUCGCCGCGGGAGCACAGCUCGACAUUUCAAUCAAGCCCAUCAAUUCAUGCAUCACGGCAGCAGAUGAAUGCGUCACUUCUAUUUGCGGAUUCAUGAAAUCCAUCGAGAUGCCCAGGAGAGGCUUUGCUUGGUAUGCGACUGCAUGGUUGAUCACCGCCAGUUUCGUGCAGGCGACAUGCUUAAUUUACAGCCCCAACCAUCCGCUUUCCGCAGGCUGGAAGGUCUCUCUCUUUCAAGCCGUCGAGUGUUUACAAGUACUCGGAUCCUCGCUAGACGUUGCGCUUCGCGCCAAAGACAUCAUUCAAAAUGUAUUGGAGAAUCGGGGCUUCUCGAGUCCUGCUCCCGCCGGGAGCAUGAAUCCAAUAUCGACGACAUUAUCAAGACUUGGCGUGAACAUGCCUGAGAAUUCAGCCGCCAGCACCAAUCAAGCCCCGAGUGAUCUCUCUUCCAUGUGGUCUGAGGACUGGUUCACCCGGCUACCUCAAGGUGGUGAUAAUUCUGACUUUCUCGGCGCUGCUAGCGGUUUGAUGUAUGGCAAUGUCUUUGAUGUAUCGUAA
Messenger RNA from Clonostachys solani, 2046 nucleotides. Lineage: Eukaryota; Fungi; Ascomycota; Sordariomycetes; Hypocreales; Bionectriaceae. The record is from the annotation of a GenBank genome assembly.